Lindgomyces ingoldianus is the source of this 738-nucleotide messenger RNA. RefSeq lists its product as uncharacterized. Lineage: Eukaryota; Fungi; Ascomycota; Dothideomycetes; Pleosporales; Lindgomycetaceae. The transcript has 4 exons. Bases 1 to 738 code for a protein of 245 amino acids. The record is from RefSeq and is a predicted model, not a curated record.
AUGUGUGGCUUGAAAGUUGGCGGCGAAGAAGCAAACCCAGCAACCGGAGCAGUGGGAUGGGGAUCGACAUGCGCUACUCGCCCUGAUCUCAGCACCCUAGAUGAAUAUUCAAUCACAUCACGGCGAUGCAAUCUCGUCACCUCGCAGGGGUUCAUGUACGUGACUGGAUUGGGACGUCGAUCAUAUCGAUCGUGUUAUGAUGGCAUCAGGGAAAGGGAAAGGGAAGGACAAUCUCCAUCCAUGAUGCGCGCAUACACGUAUCGGGGCAUCUUACACGAUGCCAACAUUUCCUCUUGCAGGACACGAGAAUGCUGUGCGGCAUCUCUUCGCACAGUUGUUCAUGCCCUCCCAGCACAUGCUCCUAGAAUACGAACACAGCCAGUCAUCAAGAACGCGCCGGACCUGCGCUCCACAGCAGACGCCAUGACGACGCCGCCGCCGGGCCAAUUCACGGUCGACGUCAGCUUCCGCCAAUACAGUUCGGAUCCUGGACAGGGGAGACGAAAGUCCACAGCCGGUCGUCUCCGCGUGAUUGGGAGCCCGCGUCGGAACAUUUUCAGUUGUCCAGCGGUUUUGGAUGUGUCAAAACCUGCGUUUUCGCUCAUUCAGCUCAGCUGGUCUCCCGAUGUCGCCGUCGCCGCCGUUACUUUUCGUCGACGCACCCCACGAACACGAGUCAAGCGAUACCAACUACUUUUGCGGAAUGAUUCCGAAGGCAAAACACUACGGAGCAGGUGA